This is a messenger RNA of Saccharomycopsis crataegensis, 1848 nucleotides long. RefSeq lists its product as uncharacterized. Gene Ontology annotation, molecular function: protein binding. The record is from RefSeq and is a predicted model, not a curated record. The transcript has a single exon. Lineage: Eukaryota; Fungi; Ascomycota; Saccharomycetes; Ascoideales; Saccharomycopsidaceae. Bases 1 to 1848 code for a protein of 615 amino acids.
AUGGAUCUGUUCCCAUUAACACAAAAACAAACCCCGCCCCUUCACAACAAGAUGACCACGGUACUACUGACACUACCCACAGAAUUGAUCCAGAAGAUAUUGAAAUUCGUCGAUCAAGAAACCUUAGUGUCCUGGCGCAACAAGGUUUCUCCGGAAUUUAAUAAACUAGUUGAUUUACAAUUAUUUGCCAAUGUUUCUUUGAAACCCAGAAAACCAACCGACUGGAACCCAGUACGCGAUCUCGAUGAUUUGUUUUUCCGAGACAAAUGGGGUGAUAUGGCGUUCAUCGAUGGGAAGAACGCCGAAGUAAUUUAUGACCUUGCGGAAAAAUUCAAAGAGUUGCUGAUUUUCCUGCUUGACCCCGAGGAACCAUCACAUGCCAAAUCUGUUGCAGAACUAAUUUCCAAGGCGAGUAAUUUGCGAUCAUUAUUUUUGAAUUGCACCGAGGUUGAGCUUCGAUUGAAUGAUUCGUGCCCGUUGAGAAACUUAAAAUUAAGUAUCAAUGAGAAGACCAGUUUUGAUAACAUGAAUUUCAAUUUCGACAAUUUGGAAAGUCUUUCAUUGGACCUGUACGACAACAUGAUCAAUUCAUCAUCACUUUUGAAGCACAAGGUUUUUCCAAAUUUGAAAACCUUCCAAAGUUAUUACUUGAGUGAUGUUUACGAUGGGAAACAAUUGCACAUGCCUAACCUCAAAAUUUUCACCAUGUAUGGAGAAGGAGUUAUCACUCUCAAGAACUUCACCCGUGACUAUUUCCCCAAUUUGGAAGAAAUUUCCGGUCUGCCUGAUGGCUGCUGCUAUGAUGAAAGUUGUUUGACAAUGGAUUUCGAAGGAGUUUAUGAUAUUCCUAGUCUUAGAAUUAUUUCCACUGUGGGGAAAAUAAUAAAUUGUUCUCCUGUCAGCAGAUUUGAAGGGUUGAAGGAGUUUGAUGUAUCAUUUUCUGGCUUCGAAAACAUACCAGACUUCAUGGACGAGAGCUCCGAGGCACCGAAAUUGAUUGAUUUGGCGUUGUGCGUAUCUGAAAUCUCAAAAAUGGAAAAUUUGGAGAGUUUGAUCUAUUUAGAGAAUUUGAAUUUAGAAGAAGCUCACCUCAAAAAAAUACAGAACUUGGAAAACUUGACCAGAUUGAAAACAUUAUUACUCGUCACUAAUGAGAUUACCAAAAUAGAAUGCCUUGAAAACUUAACAAUGUUGAAAUCAUUAUUACUUGCUGGUAAUAAGAUUACCAAAAUAGAAGGCCUUGAAACAUUAGUUAAUCUUGAAAAGUUACAGCUCGGUGCGAAUAAGCUUACAAAAAUCGAGGGGCUUGAGAAUUUGACCAACUUGAAAUCAUUAGACUUAUCUUACAACAGCUGCUCAAAGAUCGAAGGAUUGGGAAAUUUGGUAAAAUUGGAGUCAUUGAAUCUAAAUGGUAAUCAAAAUAUUGGUAAAAUUGAAGGAUUGGAUUCUUUGACCAGCUUAACAUACCUUGGUCUUUCGAGAAAUCGUAUUGAAAAAAUUGAAGGGCUACAAAACUUGAAAAAUUUACGAGAACUAGAUUUGAGCCAUAAUUUAAUUUCGCAAUUCGAAAAUCUAGAGACCCAAACCCAAUUAGAACAUAUUUUUUUGGGAAACAACAAAAUUUCAGAUAUCAGUAAUUUCCCAAUCUUCUCAUCAUUAACUAGAGCUGAUUUGAAAUCUAAUGAUAUAACGGCUUUUGAUAUUGACCUUUCGAAGUUCCAAAAGUUGGAGAGUUUUGACCUUAACUUCAACCCCAUCGAAGCAUUUAAAGAACUGGUUCCAGAUUGCGUUAAAUGGACUGCAGAGCUGGAAAAAAAAGAAAAAAACUGUUCACUUUUGUUUAGCUAA